Colossoma macropomum (tambaqui) is the source of this 740-nucleotide messenger RNA. RefSeq names its product urokinase plasminogen activator surface receptor-like. The transcript has 5 exons. Lineage: Eukaryota; Metazoa; Chordata; Actinopteri; Characiformes; Serrasalmidae. The coding region runs from base 25 to 645 and encodes 206 amino acids. The record is from RefSeq and is a predicted model, not a curated record.
AUUGAACUGUCACAUCCACCAACAAUGAGGCUGCAAGUCACACUGCUGCUCGUCUGUGUAUUUUUCCCAAAAGUGCUGACACUGAUGUGUUAUGAGUGUAUAUCAGGGUUGUCUGGACUAUGCACAGACACCCAGACUUACUGUUCAUCUCAAUGUGCCAGCAUGACCACUGCAACGUACGUAGGUGGUGUACAAACGGGAGAAGUUAAUAUGAAGGGCUGUGCAGCAGCUGGACAGUGUGUCUCUGGAAGCCUAAACCUGGGACUUUUGAAAACGACUAUCAACUCGAAAUGCUGCAGCACUUAUUUCUGCAACAGCUACAAAGCACCAGCUUUGCCAAAAGGCUCUCCAAAUGGGAGGAAGUGUUACACCUGUGCUGAUGACGACUGCUUCAGAACCGUGGACUGUGAGGGAGAUGAAGAUCAGUGCAUCAGCGGCAGAGUUAGUGUUGGUGGUGCUCAAAUGAAAAUGAAAGGAUGUGCGAGCAGAAGUUACUGUUCUGCAGACUUAUCGAGGACGAAGGCAGCUGGAAUCUCUGGAAGUUUGAGCUGCUGUGAGGGGAACCUGUGUAACAGUGCUGAGGGGGUUAAGCUGAGUCUCCUCAUCAUGCUGGUUCCACUGAUCUCCUCCAUCCUCUUCAUCUGAACUUUCAUACCAUUUUUCUUUUCUGCCUUUAAGACUAGCAGAGCUGUGUAUUGUAAGGUGUCCAAAUGCAGAGUCUGAAUUGUAAUGAUUGUUUU